Messenger RNA from Prosopis cineraria, 2418 nucleotides. RefSeq names its product metal transporter Nramp2-like. Gene Ontology annotation, molecular function: manganese ion transmembrane transporter activity; cadmium ion transmembrane transporter activity. Lineage: Eukaryota; Viridiplantae; Streptophyta; Magnoliopsida; Fabales; Fabaceae. The record is from RefSeq and is a predicted model, not a curated record. The transcript is spliced from 4 exons. Bases 321 to 1913 code for a protein of 530 amino acids. Gene Ontology annotation, biological process: metal ion transport. Gene Ontology annotation, cellular component: membrane.
AUGACUUUGAUCAUUUUAUGGCAACAUAUAUGGUAACACGCCACCAAAGCUUCUCCGAGUCACAAAUUUAGCCCGUCAUCCUUUACGUGUCGGGUUGCUAUUGGGGCACUCCACGCCAUUUGGUGAUUCGGCUCCAUGAGACGGUUAUAAAUUCUGCAAUUCACGGCGGCAGCUGGUCGUCCACCUCCACCUCCACAGCCCUACAAUAUAACGCACGCCAUAAUUGCACACUGCUCCUUUCCAAACCUGCCGGAAAUUUAAAUUGAAUAAACCUAGCAUUUAUAGACCUUUAAUUUAAGCACUCUCCUCGCAGCUUGGCAAUGACCCCGCACUCACGAGAAGAUGAGUCUCCAGAAGACGACAAGGACGAAGAAGCCAACCGCUUGCUUCAACCCCAAUCUGAAUCCCAGACUUCGUCACUGGACGACGACGAGGCCGCUUAUGAGGCAGGGGAGAAAAUUCUCAUAGUAGAUUUAAACUCUAUCGACGAUAAGGAUUCGACGACGGUGCCAUCUUUCUCGUGGAAGAAGCUAUGGCUAUUCAUGGGACCGGGUUUCUUGAUGAGCAUAGCUUUUCUGGAUCCGGGAAAUCUCGAAGGGGAUCUCCAGUCUGGAGCCAUUGCCGGCUACUCCCUGCUCUGGCUAUUGAUGUGGGCCACCAUCAUGGGUUUGAUGAUCCAGCUUCUUUCCGCAAGGAUCGGGGUGGUCACAGGCCGGCACCUGGCGGAGCUGUGCAGAGACGAAUAUCCUACGUGGGCUAGGUUGGUGCUGUGGUUCAUGGCCGAGCUGGCCUUGAUUGGUGCUGAUAUUCAAGAGGUCAUUGGGAGUGCCAUCGCUAUUCAAAUUCUUAGCCAUGGGGUAUUGCCCCUUUGGGCGGGAGUCGUGAUUACUGCUUCCGAUUGUUUUGUCUUUUUAUUUCUUGAGAAUUAUGGAGUAAGGAAGCUGGAAGCUGUUUUUGCAGUUCUCAUUGGGACAAUGGCCAUUUCUUUUGCCUGGAUGUUUGGUGACACCAAACCUAGUGGAAAAGAACUCUUGAUGGGUAUUUUAGUUCCAAGACUUAGCUCAAAAACAAUACGCCAGGCUGUGGGGGUUGUGGGUUGUGUAAUAAUGCCUCACAACGUGUUCUUGCAUUCUGCUUUGGUUCAGUCAAGGGAAGUUGAUCUCCGUAAGAAAGGCCAGGUGCAGGAGGCUCUUAAAUACUAUACCAUUGAGUCAACAGUUGCUCUUUCAGUCUCCUUCAUCAUUAACCUAUUUGUCACAACAGUUUUUGCUAAGGGGUUUUACGGUUCAAAGCAGGCCAAUAGCAUAGGAUUGGUUAAUGCAGGGCAGUAUCUUCAGGAAAAGUAUGGAGGAGGGCUCUUCCCAAUUCUUUAUAUAUGGGGUAUUGGGUUAUUGGCAGCUGGACAGAGUAGCACCAUUACUGGCACAUAUGCUGGGCAGUUCAUUAUGGGAGGUUUUCUCAACCUUCGGCUAAAGAAAUGGUUAAGGGCAUUAAUCACUCGAAGUUGUGCAAUUCUGCCAACUAUGGUUGUUGCUAUUAUUUUUAAUACAUCCGAAGCAUCAUUGGACAUUCUGAAUGAGUGGCUGAAUGUGCUUCAGUCAAUGCAAAUUCCGUUUGCACUUAUCCCUCUGCUCACCUUGGUCUCUAAAGAGCAGGUCAUGGGGACCUUUAGGAUUGGACUUGUUCUUGAGAGGGUAGCGUGGACUAUUGCUGCGCUGAUAAUGGUGAUCAAUGGCUAUCUAUUGUUAGAUUUCUUCCUUUCGGAAGUGAACGGUCUGCUGUUUGGUUUUGUAGUAUGCUCCUGCACAGCUGCUUAUGUAGCAUUCAUUGUAUAUUUGAUUUCCCUAAGUGGUGCUCUUCCUUUUUCUUGGGUUACUCUACUUGCCAAGAGAUUUCCUUUUUCUGAGAUUUGAGUCAAAUUCAUGCGUCAUGAAAGAGACUGGAAAGAACUAUUGCUGCAAACUCCUUCUAGACAAUCUUACAUGUGGACUUUUGCUUUUUACAUCAAGAAGAAUGCUUUGCAGUGUCUCCAGCCUUGGCACACGCACCAAGGGGAGCACGAGGUUGGACAAUUGAGAACAUUUUAGUCAACCGGACUUAACAUUUUUUCAAGAGAGUUGCGCCGGUUACCUUCCAUGUUGACAAGAUGAGAAUAUCCUUUUCCUUGGAAGAUGUGGACUGUGCAGCAUUACAGCAUUGCAUGACUUAUUCUUUUCAUACAACAUGUAAACUGCUUCAAUAUUCUUUGAUGUAGACAAAUUGUAUGUAACAGUCAAAACAAUGAUUUCAAGAGGGGACAGAGUAGAUUUUCCAAGCCGAGGGUGGCUGGGGAGAGCACAGAGAUCAGUUGUAGGGGUUAGACGAUAUUCAACAAGGAGUAGGUUGCUUUGAUUUUGUCUAAAUUACUGUUGGUCAUAA